Molecule: messenger RNA, 1923 nt
Organism: Venturia canescens
Lineage: Eukaryota; Metazoa; Arthropoda; Insecta; Hymenoptera; Ichneumonidae
Gene: SerRS
Product: Seryl-tRNA synthetase
Exons: 5
Coding region: 157-1638 (493 amino acids)
Biological process (GO): seryl-tRNA aminoacylation
Cellular component (GO): cytosol
Molecular function (GO): tRNA binding; serine-tRNA ligase activity; ATP binding
Source: RefSeq, a predicted model, not a curated record
GGUGAAGAGGGUCAGAGCGAGCGUGACGUUCGCUGCGGCAACAUUGUGGUGUGUUUCUCUUAAAAAAAAAAACUCAACAGUGGACAAGUCAAUUCCACGUGUUAAUAAACGUGAAAACUUGCGUCAUUCAAAGAAAAAACUUUCGGGGAAUCCACAAUGGUUUUAGACAUCGAUCUUUUCCGCGAAGAUAAGGGUAACAACCCGGAAAAAGUGCGUGAAAACCAACGGAAACGUUUUAAAGAUGUUGGCUUGGUGGAGGCGGUUAUCGAGAAAGACAAGUUUUGGAGACAGCUGCGACACCGUGCCGACAAUUUAAAUAAGUUGAAAAAUGUCUGUAGCAAAGAAAUUGGGGAAAGGAUGAAGAAGAAAGAAGCUUUGGGCGACGACGAUACCAUUCCUAAGGACAUCUCCGAAAAUCUUGAUGCGCUCACUGUCGAUAACCUAAAACCUUUGACUGUCGUGCAAAUAAAGAAAAUUCGAGCUCUAAUCGAUGAAGCAAUUGUUGCAAAUGAUGGAGAACUUUCAAAAACAGUGUCAUCGAGGGAUUUGGCUCUUCGCGAAGUAGGAAAUCAUCUGGAUGCUUCAGUGCCUGUCAGUAAUGAUGAGGAAGAAAAUAAGGUUGAAAGAACAUUUGGUGACUGUGAACAACGUAAAAAAUACUCCCAUGUUGAUCUAAUUCACAUGAUCGAUGGAAUGGACGGCGAAAGAGGAACAGCCGUUGCUGGUGGAAGAGGAUAUUUCCUGACCGGACCUGCUGUAUUUUUGGAGCAUGCUCUAAUCCAAUACGCGUUAAGAAAACUUUUUGACAAGGAUUACAAGCCUCUGUACACUCCAUUCUUCAUGCGCAAGGAUGCGAUGCAAGAAGUUGCCCAAUUGGCACAGUUCGAUGAGGAAUUAUACAAAGUUACUGGCAAAGCAAGUGAAAAAGGAGAUGAAAAAGAUGCGGAGGAAAAAUAUCUGAUUGCAACUUCAGAGCAACCUAUCGCUGCUUUCCAUAGGAAUGAAUGGAUUCCCGAAGCUAGUCUGCCCAUAAAGUAUGCUGGACUUUCGACAUGUUUUAGACAAGAGGUUGGAUCUCAUGGACGUGAUACAAGAGGAAUUUUUAGGGUUCAUCAAUUCGAAAAGGUGGAACAAUUUUGUCUGACAUCGCCCCACGACAACAAAUCUUGGGAAAUGAUGGAAGAAAUGAUUACGAAUGCGGAGGAGUUUUACCAAGACCUUGAUAUUCCUUAUCGCAUCGUAAAUAUCGUUUCAGGUGCACUGAAUCAUGCUGCAUCGAAAAAACUCGAUUUGGAAGCGUGGUUCCCAGGCUCGGGAGCUUUUCGCGAAUUGGUCUCGUGUAGCAAUUGUCUUGAUUAUCAAGCUCGACGAUUGUUGGUCAGAUAUGGACAAACGAAGAAGAUGAACGCAGCUGUGGAUUACGUGCACAUGUUGAACGCAACGAUGUGCGCUGUGACUCGCGUCAUUUGCGCAAUUCUCGAAGUUCAUCAAACAGAAACGGGAAUCAAAGUUCCAAAAGCAAUUUCGUCAUUCAUGCCAACGAAAUAUCAGGAAGAAAUUCCUUUCGUCAAACCUGCGCCAAUCGAAGAGGCUGAGACAAAGAAGCAGAAAAAGCAAAAGGAAAAUAUGGCUAAAUAAAGGCUUAUAUCCGUGAAUGGAAAAUGGAAAAAUAUCAACUUACUGGAGCUUCUUUUUCAUUGCAUUUGAAUAAGCAUUUUUAGUCAAGGGACUACAAAUAAAGCGCUUUGUUAUUAAAAAAAAAAAAAGACUAUACGAAUUUAUCUUUGACUUAACCCAGAGCAAAACUCGAUCGCUGAUGGAACAUUUUUUCCUGCAACAUUUUAUAUUAUAGCAUCAAAAAUACACCGAAAGUAUGAUUAUUAAGUAAAAAUAUUGUGCAAAUAAAAACUAACGAUUCGUCAA